UUCAUGGAUUGUUUUUAUGCGGCGAGUUUGGUGUAGUUUUCAAAGUCAUUUUAUAAAAAUGGCAAAUAUUCCUCCGCGAAAAGUAUCAUCUUCUAGUAGAGUAAAACAAGAUGCGUCUCCACUUCAAAUACUCUUACAGAUGGGAUUUCCAAGACACCGGGCGCUCAAGGCACUAGCUGCUACUGGUAACCGCAGUGUCCAAUUAGCAUCUGAUUGGCUCUUGACCCAUGUGAAUGAUGGUCACAUAGAUGCUGAUGAACCUAGAGAGUACAUAUUCUAUGCCAGUCCUACGGGACCAUUACUUAAUCAGCUGCUUGAAUUUUGGGACAAGUCUAAGGCUAUCUCUGGCUGGAACGGGGCCCAUAACUUUCCUCCUCAUAUUACUUUAGUUUCAUUUUUUAAGGCUCCAGAUGAGACUUCAUUACAACUGGGUAAAGCAGUGAAACAUGUUGUGGAGAAUGUUGGAGACCCUCCAAAUUGUCCUCUCAAGUUAGAGCCCUAUGUGUCACAUAACUUCAUGGCAUUGUUUGUCUCUGAUGAACAUGCGGACUACUUAAAGAGAAUCGCUGUGCAGUAUGUUAAACAAGUGUCUUCAAUUCUGGGUGUUAUGGUGGAUACUUAUGAACAUCUGGAUGCAUUGGGCACUUGUUUCCCAUGGUGUACCAUGCCUCAAGAGAAACCUAUCAAAUCUAUCAACCUGGAGGCCCACGUGAAGUCGCUGCACAUAACCUUGGCGUACCACUUCGACGUAGCGGCGUAUGAUGAGCUGAAGAGACUAGUGGAUGAUAUGCAGCCAUCGGACCAGCCCGGCUGGGAGCUCAGGCUGUAUUCCAGGGAUCCACGGUUUGCUAAUCACCAGGUAUACAAAGUGACGCAAGGUUACGUCCCGAAGGCGAGCGAUGAGCUGGAGCUCGUGCUCGGCGACUAUAUUUAUAUUGAGGAGAAAGAGUUCGACAACUCGCCCGACGGCUGGGUGCUCGGCACCUCCUGGCUUACAGGAGUCAGUGGUUGCCUGCCGGCCGUGUUUACGCGACGUACCGCCGAGUCCGACGCUUGGACUCUACACCGCGCCGUAUCACUUGGCAACAACAGUUCGGACAGUAAGUCUGAGUCGGAUUCGAAUACGGACGGCGAGAUGGCGACGAACUACCCGCACGAGGACGCCACGCAGCUGGGCCACGAGAAGUCUGAGGAGACCUACAAGGAGUGGGGGAAGUACUGGACCGCCGUGCAGACCGACAAGACUGACAGCAUCCUGAAUGUUACGCAGGGACAUGCCAUCGACUGGAAAGCUAAUAGCAAUCAAGUGGAGGGUGGCCCCGAGGGUAAAAAAGACAAGGGUCGUCGCUGGAUAUUCGCGAUGCGCCACGGAGAGAGAGUGGACCUCACCUACGGACAGUGGGUGCCGUUCUGUUUCGACGAGGACGGCAAAUACGUGCGCAAGGACUUGAACCUUCCCCUCAAGUUAGGAGAAAGGGUCGGUGGCAAGGAGUCUUACUUGAAGGACACUCCGCUGACGCGCGUGGGGCGGCUGCAGGCCUACCUGGUGGGCGAGGGGCUGCGCCUGGCCGGCGUGCCCGUCACGCACGUGUACGCGUCCGCCGCGCUGCGUUGCGUCGAGACCGCGCACUCAUUCCUAGAAGGACUACAAGCGGAUCCAUCAGUGAAAGUAAAGGUUGAGCCUGGACUUUUCGAGUACAAGAUGUGGCAUCUGGCGAAGGGUAUGGCGCCCUUCAUGACCCCCAUUGAGCUCUACAAAUAUGGACUAAAUGUUGACCUGCAGUACAAGCCAUACAUUGACUUGGACAUCCACAGUAACGAGACGUUAGAGGAGUACUACAAGCGCGGCGAGCUCGUCGUGCAGUCCGCUGUCAAGGACACAGAGAAUGAAGGUGGCAACAUAAUAUUCGUGGGCCACGCCGCCACUCUAGACGUGAUGGCGAUCGCUCUGAAGCGUAUGAACGAGACCAGGAGCCAGUACCCGGAGUACAAGAUCCACAACAACCUGCUGCGCGUGCCGUACUGCGCGCUGGGCGCGGCGCGGGACCAGCCCUACGAGGUGGUGUGCCCCCCCUGCCCGCCCUCCAUCAACUCCAGCUCCGGCCGCUUCGACUGGCGCAUGCUGCUCGACGCAUAACGACGCACUGCGCGUCCGCAUCAUACUAUCAUGUGAUAACUAUUAAUCAGUAAUAUGUUUAGGUGUUGCAUUUGGUCUCCGCUGAUAGUGGCUCCCUUUUCACAAGCCCUAGAGUCGUACUACUGCCUUUUAAAGUUAGGACGUUGCAGUAGUGGAAGCAUGAGGACGUAUAACUGAGUCUCGCUUGCACAUCUGUCGUUGUCUUAACUUCAAAACGUGUGACGUAGUGGUUGUCUCGACCCUGGGUAGCCGUACAAAUAACACCGUUACGUGGGAACUUAACGUACAUGGCUAUUUACUAUUCCCCCAGCUACUCCGUACUCCGGUUUGUGUGAAAAGCCACUAACAGUAAUGAUUAACGAUUUUAUCAUUGUACUUAUAAUAAUUUUCCGCUUGAUUAAAUUUGAAGUGUCUGAAUAGUGACACAUUAUACUAUAGCAAAGUCAUCGUGAAUUUCUAUUCAAUUGUUUUUAGUAAGAGGAAAAUUGAUUUGAAUAAAAUAAUGUGACAAUCACAAUGACGGUGCUUAUUUAUAAAUAACUACGUUUCGUAAGUUUAUAUAAAUGUUCAUGUGGUUUGAGUACUCUAUAUUAGUAUAAGAUGUAUUACUUUCUAGCACGCUUGCCAAUAAAUUAAUGCGGCAUAUGUAUUAAUGUUUUUAUUGUGAUCUCAUUACUUGACUGCUCUACAUAUUCAUUAUAACGCAGUCAUUGUAAUAAUACCAAGGUCUUGUUCUACUAGUAUUAUUCUUCAGUGACCAAAUGCAAAUAUUCGAAACAGUAAUUUUUUUAUGACAAUAUUAUUUUCUUAUUUUAAAAAAUUCUUCUAAUUUUUUCAAGGAAAUUUCCUAUAGAUUUAAGAAUGCUUUGUAUGUUAGUACGUAAUUUGUUAAAAAUCAUUGACGAAAUAUUGUGUGUGAUUUUAACGUCUCGAAGUAUAUAAAUAUUCGAUCGUACAGGUAACUAUGUAACAUUCCUGUUAAGUGAUAUCAGAACAUACAUGUAUUAAAUAAUCGUGUAUUUAUAAGUGAAUAAACCUAAGUAAACAUGUUUCCUCUUUAGAUUUCAAGAUAAAUACAGAUUCUAUAAUUUAUAUUCAUCUUCACCGUUGCCGCGUUGGAAUGUUUCUUAGAUUUCUUUUAAGGCGGAGUUAUUACUAAUAUUUACAGAAUGGGCAUACAGGUCGCAUAUUUACUUUUAGCAGUUAACGUCCUAAAUAUAGGACCUUAUAAUUAUACACUGUGAUUAAAAAAGAUAAGUUCCUGCACGUUUUUGCUUACAAUAGGUAUGUAACAAAUUAAUUUCCGAUUAGCAAUCCCAAGAAAGGAAGUUGUUUAAUUUGUUAUUUUCAAGACAACAAUAGUUAAUAUCCGUGACACAUCGAGCUGUUUCUAAUCACAUUACGCCAAACAGCUGCAUAUCUGGCGCCCUAUUCUGAUGUUUACAAUGGCCGCUGAGUGAAUGGCAUUUGAAAUUAUUCCUAUUCCCUUAAACAUUUUUUCAACAGACUAAUUAGAAAUUUAUUGUAUUGACCAUGCGUAUUCCACGCCGCACUGAAUUUCCAAUUAUUGUGUUGCAAAAAUGCGUAGAAUAUUUCGAAGUGACAAUUUAAUAGAAUUUCCAUUCAUUCAUCGGCAGUUGUAAACAGCAGAAUCGGGGCCCUGGUGUGACUCGACCACGAGCACUCGUUCCUACCUAUCUUCGCUACUAAUGUACAUACGCUAUGUAUAUGUACUUCAUCGGUACCUGUGUAUUUUAGUGGACUGUGUUUACUUUGUAUGCCUUACUAGACUGACUAGAUAUAUGUUCAAUACACUCGUAUUAAUGUUGAUUAUAUUUGUACCUAUGUGAAUCUAGGUAAAUAAAUGUCUUAAUUAAAGUGUAA
Molecule: messenger RNA, 4021 nt
Organism: Trichoplusia ni (cabbage looper)
Lineage: Eukaryota; Metazoa; Arthropoda; Insecta; Lepidoptera; Noctuidae
Gene: Epp
Product: protein UBASH3A homolog
Exons: 14
Coding region: 17-2137 (706 amino acids)
Molecular function (GO): protein binding
Source: RefSeq, a predicted model, not a curated record